UGAUUCCAUCAACAAAACAAGAAGCAUAUGAGUUGUAUGGUAUCAUUAUCUAACAUCUAUAAAUACCACCUCCCCUUUAAAGACUUCUUCAACCUUUCUUCCUUCUACAACACCAGCCUAAGCACAAAAACAAAAACCAUUGAAUAUGUCAGCCCUGAACCAACUUUUCAAUCUCUCUGAACAGAUUUGUUAUGUACAAUGUGGUUUCUGCACCACUAUUCUACUGGUUAGCGUUCCAUGCAGCAGUUUAUCAAUGGUGGUGACAGUCAGAUGUGGCCACUGCACAACCCUCCUCUCAGUCAAUAUGAUGAAAGCCUCAUUUGUUCCACUGCAACUCUUAGCUUCACUAAGCCAAACUCACGAGCAAAAAGAAGAGGUAGAUUUCGAGGAAAUGGAGGCACAAAAUGCCAUUGACACGUGCAGCCCUGUGGUUUCUUCUGACAACGAAGAAGGGGAUAGUGUCUCCGUGAAUCAAAUUGUUACCAAACCUCCAGAGAAAAGACAAAGAGCUCCCUCAGCAUACAACCAAUUUAUCAGAGAAGAGAUCAAGAGGCUCAAAGCUGAAAAUCCAAAUAUGGCUCAUAAGGAAGCGUUUAGUGCAGCUUCGAAAAAUUGGGCUCAUUUCCCUCCAACUCAGCACAUAGAAGAUGGAGAGAGCUGUAACCAGGGAGAGGAGGAGAAUAAUAUAACAUGGGAUUCUGAUGUCAAUAAGGUCCAUGAAGAGGGCAAAGAUUUCCGUGAAAAAAAGGGCCUCAAAGAUAUCUAUAUAUAUGACCAAAAGCAACCAUUUAGUGAGUGUUGAAGGGUUGAUCUAAUUUUCCAUUAGAAGCAAGUAAUUUCUUUUUAGGGGGGCCAAUAUUGGGUUAAUCAUGAGUCACUUUAUUAAUGUAGAUGCUCUAUAGCUAGGGAAUGAAGUUUUUAGUGAAAGUGUCACUGUGUCAGUCGCUCAAAGAAGUAAUACUCUAGCUUUCAAAAUGCGAUGAUUCAAGAGUUUUGAGAGGUUUUAAAAAAACUUUUUCUAAUGUAACCUUCUAUUAGUUAGUAAAAUUCUAUUUUGUGU
Messenger RNA from Humulus lupulus (European hop), 1060 nucleotides. Its product is annotated as axial regulator YABBY 4. Gene Ontology annotation, cellular component: nucleus. Lineage: Eukaryota; Viridiplantae; Streptophyta; Magnoliopsida; Rosales; Cannabaceae. The transcript is spliced from 7 exons. Gene Ontology annotation, biological process: polarity specification of adaxial/abaxial axis; plant ovule development; multicellular organism development. The record is from RefSeq and is a predicted model, not a curated record. Bases 146 to 802 code for a protein of 218 amino acids.